AUGCUGGAGAGCGUAAGCGCAUUUGAUAGUACGAAAAAGGGGAGCGAUAAGAAACAAAAUAAGGGUAUAGCGCAUGUUACAGGUGAUUCCAAGUUAAGCUGUCCUGUAUGCAAAGGAAAUUAUAAAAUCUAUCUGUGCGAUACGUUCAAGAGUUUAGCUGUAAAAUCGAGAGUAGCUGAAGUAUACAAGUUGAAACUAUGCCUAAAUUGUUUAUAUUCGAAUCACAUGGUUAGAGAUUGUAAGUCCGGUCUUUGUAGGUAUUGUAGUAAGAAACAUUAUUCGCUGCUACAUUAUAACACAAAUGAUAAUACAAGUAAAGGCGAAAGUGAGAGGAGCCUCGAGACAAACAUAGAGAAGGAUAAAACUAGCGAGGCAACUGCGAAUUUGGUAGUAACGUGUGCAUCGAAAGGUACAAAUCCCGAAAUCCUGUUAUCAACGGCGUGUGUGUGUAUUGCUGAUCAAAAUGGAAGGCUGCAUAACGCACGGGCCUUACUAGAUAAUGCGUCUACAUUUAACUUCAUAACUUCUGAGUUGCUAAACAAACUAAACUUAAAGACACUGAAAAGGGCCGGGAGGGUAACUGGUUUUCGAGGAAACACCACACUCACAAGCGAAGUAGUAACAGCGAGGAUUAAUUCGAAAACGUCCAAUUAUUCGGAGUUCAUAAGAUUCACAGUGAUUGAUCAAAUUACUAGUAAAAUACCAGACAAUCGAGUAGAGAUAUCCAAAUUGCGAUUACCUGCAUCUAUUUCUGUCUCCCAAUUAGCUGAUCCUACCUUCCAUAUACCACAAAUAGACUUGCUGUUGGGGAAUGUCUGUGUUUUGGAAUAUUCUACAAGGGAGAAGAAUUCAGCUGAGCGAAGAUCAACCAAUCUUCCAGAAAACCAAUUUGGGUUGGAUCAUAGAAGGAGAAAUGACACCAACAGGAGUUUAACACCAGAGGAGGUAGCUUGUGAAAAACACUUCGACGCAACUACAUGUCGAGAUGAAGAAGGGAGAUUCGUAGUAUUCCUGCCAAUAAAAGGAGAUAUCAAGACCUUAGGUCAUUCCGAGUACAACGCCAAGAGAAGAUUAAAAGCAAUGGAGCGUAAAUUCGAGACUCGGUAUUACACCAUCGGUAUUUAG
Vollenhovia emeryi is the source of this 1125-nucleotide messenger RNA. RefSeq lists its product as uncharacterized. Bases 1 to 1125 code for a protein of 374 amino acids. Lineage: Eukaryota; Metazoa; Arthropoda; Insecta; Hymenoptera; Formicidae. The transcript is spliced from 2 exons. The record is from RefSeq and is a predicted model, not a curated record.